This is a messenger RNA of Leishmania mexicana MHOM/GT/2001/U1103, 1044 nucleotides long. RefSeq lists its product as hypothetical. The coding region runs from base 1 to 1044 and encodes 347 amino acids. The record is from RefSeq and is a predicted model, not a curated record. Lineage: Eukaryota; Euglenozoa; Kinetoplastea; Trypanosomatida; Trypanosomatidae. The transcript has a single exon.
AUGAAAGUGUACACGUCAGACGGGCUGCUGGUGAGCAGGGACGCCGACACCGGCGGUCUCUCGACGGAGCAGGGUCAACAGCUCAUCUCCAUCUAUCGACUCUUCCUUCAACUGCACCACGCCGGCACCGGCACCAUGCGCAUCAAGGACAUGAUCAAGCCUGAGACAACGGAUGCGGUCGGCGAGCACGGCAGUGGAGGAGCCGGUGGAGACAAGAACGCCGAUCGCCGAGGUGGCGGCGCUGGUCGUGGUGGCUCUGGUGCGGCGAACACCAACUGGAGCUCCGUAAUGCCGCCCAUGCCGGAGAACACGGCAUACACGAGCAGCAUCGCCGUCGUCUCCACCGGUACCCCGUACCCGAUGUUCCUCCUGUCGUCCAACGCCAUCCCAGAGACCCAUCGACUGCGCGGGUUCGCCUCUGCAGUGGCGCCACAGCAGCAGCAGCAUGCGGCAUCGGCUGGCACGGCGGCCACCGCCUCCAGAAAGAACAAUAACCGUAGCGCCAAUGGAUGCGAGGAGAUCGCGGUGCGGUGGAGUCUGCUGGCGAAGCAGCCCCCGUCCUUCCCCGUGGCGGCGGCGGCGGGCUCUGCUCCCGGUGCUGCUACCGGGGCUUCCGCAGGCACACCGGACUCCAUCACCGCAACGGUUAACGCCACCACGGCCAUCGUGAUGACUGCAGACACAGGUGCGGAUGUGCCCGGGGACAGGACGGGCUGUGCUGGAGCGCGUACUUUCUCGAUGUCCAACACAAAGUCUGCUGGCCACCUGCCUGGUGCCCCACAAAGGGAUCGCGUGGCUGGCGAGUGGAGCAACGCCGGCAACGUGGCGCCCGCGUCCUCGGCGGACGCCUCGCCGGCGCACACCGCAGCCCUCGCACCGUGCGCGCACCCGUCAGGGUGGACAGCGGCAGAGCUGCAGGUGCACACGACGAAGCAGGUGAUGAUGUGCACCGCCUCCGAGCUGUCCCUCGACUUGGACGGAGGCGCCGAGGACGGCAACGCACCGCUGCUGUUCUGCUGCUCAACGUUGCCCAUCUCGGGUUAG